Messenger RNA from Xylaria bambusicola, 837 nucleotides. RefSeq lists its product as uncharacterized. The record is from RefSeq and is a predicted model, not a curated record. The transcript has a single exon. Lineage: Eukaryota; Fungi; Ascomycota; Sordariomycetes; Xylariales; Xylariaceae. The coding region runs from base 156 to 644 and encodes 162 amino acids.
CUUGCCAAGAAAAUUUCUUCGCUGUUGGGCUGCAGCAAACCGCAUCCCGCCCGUCGAGUUACAUGGUAGUACAUGGUAGGUAAUCUACAUGUAGGAGGAGUGAGAUCUGUACCUCGUCGGGAGGAGAUAGGGACCGAGGACGAGGGUGGGAUGCCAUGGGAAGAUCCCGGGCCGCCGGACGCAGGCGAGUAAAAGUGUUGCUGCCGAAUGGUACCUUUCCAGGUUUGAUUUUGACGGCACAUUCAUUUUUUUUCUACAAGCAGCAAGAAUUCGGAGUGAGAGAACGAGUAGCCGUGGCGGUGGCAAAGAGGCUUUCGAAUACAGAUCCCAUAUCAUGCAUCCCACUAUACAAUUCUUUUCCAGAAUCAUACAUACUUCUCGAUCUCCAGCAGAAGAGAAAUGAAUAUGUGCCCCUAGGACGGCACGAGAAAGAUGCCACACCAGUGGGUAGGAAGAUCCUGCCUGCACUGCUGCGCUGCACCUUGGGUGUUGCUGCGUGGAUUGACAUGCGAAUGUUGCUAUUCAACACAUGGCACGUGUUUAUUCUUAGCAUAUCGCAUCAAUCUAAACCCCCUACCAGAUUUCACAUCCCGCCCCCCGCUCCCUCUUUUGCGUGUGGACUGUGGGCGUUUGCGUGCCGAUAGAAUGACGAGAGAAGCAGGGAGGUUGAGCUUAGGGUUUCGCAGUGGUUCGUUAAUUGUAUAGCUCGACUAGCUAUCAGGCAGGCUGCGUGUUGUGUACAUAGUUGUAACAUGCCAUCUAUAAGCAGGCUAGCCAACAAUAUCUUGGUCUAUGACUCAACCACGACUGAUAUUCAUGGCCCUCGCGGCAGAAAGG